Fusarium pseudograminearum CS3096 is the source of this 2016-nucleotide messenger RNA. RefSeq lists its product as uncharacterized. Gene Ontology annotation, cellular component: mediator complex. Gene Ontology annotation, molecular function: transcription coregulator activity. The transcript is spliced from 2 exons. The coding region runs from base 1 to 2016 and encodes 671 amino acids. Lineage: Eukaryota; Fungi; Ascomycota; Sordariomycetes; Hypocreales; Nectriaceae. The record is from RefSeq and is a predicted model, not a curated record. Gene Ontology annotation, biological process: regulation of transcription by RNA polymerase II.
AUGGCGACACCAACAGCUGUGAAGCACGCUUCACAACAAGGCCGCACUCCCUCACAACUCGCCGCCGCGACUCCUCCUGUAUCGACUCCCUUCUCGAACCCUGCUCACGUCGCCUUCUCUCCUCGAGGACCGAGAUCUUCGCCUCAGCAGUUCAAGAAGUCGCCUGCCACAUCAUCACUUAUGGCACACAUGUCCAAUGUCCCCCUGAACUUCGAUAGCCCUUCCACGGCUGCGGCUAUGGGCGCUCUUGGAAUCACAGGCGGUCUUGACGUGAAUCUGAACAACGUCGAUGUUGGCAAUCUGAGCGGGUUGCCAUCUCUCGUGAACGAAGACGACAAGCUCAAGCGGUUAGAGACGAUCAUCGCAACCUUGGAUAAAAAGAAGGGACUCGUAAGUGAGGCUGGUCUGGAACGUCUGGCCCAGCGCAUAGGACUCGACUGUCUCUCAGAAGACACUACAGCGCCUCAUGGCCGAAAACAAAGAACUCUCGUCAUAGCAGGUUCAGCUAUUCAGCUAGACAUUAUUUUGGACAACAAUGUUGUCCAAAACAUUUCGCUUGCGUUUCCAGAGUCGGCUGCGUCGGUCACGAAGCACGUUAGCCGAGCAAGCGAAAUUCUCCUAAAGGACCUGCAACUUCUUCCGAAUCAGAGUCCAUUGACAAAAACCCUCGACGAAUUCGCGGUUAACCUCGAGCGCUUAGCUGUUCUGGAUAAGCUCAGUAUCAUCCCCGGACUCGAUUGUCAUGAGGCAAUAACAGGUAUAUAUGCGAGCCUGGAAAGGCUUCAUCAGUGGGAUGUGGCUAAGCUCCGCGAAGAGCCGGGAAUGGGCAGCAAGUCGAACGGUGCUUUAUCCACAGCAGCAAUGUGCACACGACACGGCUAUCCCGUCAUGCAUUCAAAAGACCGAGUUGGACUAGCACUGCAGUACUGGAAGGUUCUCCGCCACAUCGAGCCAACAAGUGAGCAAAUGGCUUCGUUCACUGCAUCUCAAGAGCAAGUUUGGUCGCUCCUUAUCGGAUGUGCUCCGAUAGUGGACGAAGUGAUGCCUGUGCGAGUCUCCGAGGACUGGAUUUCCAAGGACAUUGUAAAAGCAGAACCCUCGAUGGAUCCCAAGCGGCCCAAUUUGGAUUGGCAACAACCCAACAACGUCGUGCUCCCAUCCACAGAAGAGAACAAGAAUGCAGGAAUGGAAGUUCUUCAGCCGGAUCUCUCAACAGCAAGGGUACCACAAGUUAUGUUCACUGCUACGUUUGACCCGCCAAUCAUCAUGUCUCACAACGACUGGUCGCAUUUAUACAACAUUGUCAACAUCAAGGCACCGCAACUUUACGGAUACUUGCCAACCUUUGACAGUCUGCUGUUUCCCAUCCCUCCAGGCAGCAACCAGGAUCCGAGCGAGCUUCGUGCAAUCUCUCGUAAACGCGACGUCCGUAUCUACGAUAAAGAUCAGAAGCCAGCUGUCAAACCUCACCGCAACACGCUGUACAUCUAUAAACAAGUGUACUCGCACAGGGUAACUGAGAUUCCCUUUUCUCAUCCUCAACAGCUUAUCUAUAUGCUUCCACUUCUUCGACAGUAUGCUUUCCUUGCAACUUUGCUUGAGAACAGCUUUGGGUCGGAGACAAAGGAGGCCGAGCCACUACCUAAGCCAGGAGAUGCCUCAGUACAUCCACCCAAGUCUAAUGUCACUACUCGGGAUGAGCUGGCAGAUUUUAUGAAAUCGGCUUCUGUUUCUGAUGACACUGCCUCGUCUGAGUUGAAAUUCGACGUCACAUUAUGGGUUCAUCCUAUGCCUCAUUUACAGGUUGUCUUUCCCUUCAAGAACUCAAUUGCCAAUAUCAUUCUGAAGAUCCUCGAGGAUGGAGUUGUUGAGGUUGCUGAAGAAAACGUUCUUCCUCGUGUCGAGGAGGACAAGAGACAGGGUAAAGAACUUACACGAGCGGACCUGGGCAAGGUGCUGGAACACAUGGAGGAUCUGUGCAAAUGGGCAGAAUGGAUUCGUACAAGACUCGCAUAA